This is a messenger RNA of Pedinophyceae sp. YPF-701, 1221 nucleotides long. Lineage: Eukaryota; Viridiplantae; Chlorophyta; Pedinophyceae. The record is from the annotation of a GenBank genome assembly.
AUGGACGUGUCGGGGAUAGCGAGAGGGUGUGGGCCCGCGGGACAGGCAGGCGGGGUCGGGACGCUGCGUUCAAUGGCCACGGAGCAGGGAGGUCCCACGCUGGCACGGGCGUCGCAGGAGUCGUGGCCGUCGCGCGACGCGGCGGGCAGCGCGAGGCCAGGCGAUGCACCGGGGCAGGUGUCUGGCGACCCCUUCGCGCCCGUGCGUGAAGAGAUCACGUCGAUAUCGGAGCGCACGAGGCACAACGUCACAACUGAUAUUCCCGCGCUGCAAGACGCCGCCUCGUAUUUCUUCCUCCCGGAGGCCCGCGGCAAGGGGCUCCGCCCAGGCCUGGUCUUGCUCAUGAGCUCGGCGCUGCGCGACAUGCCGGAGCCUAAAGCGUACUACGAAGUCGACACUUCCCCACACAACUCCUACACAGAGGACAUCCGCCGGCGCCAGCAGCGCAUCGGCGAGAUCGCGGAGAUGAUCCACGUCGCCUCGCUCCUCCACGACGACGUCAUCGACGAGGCGGACACACGGCGGGGGCGGAAGACGGUGAACGCGGCGUUCGGCAACAAGGCGGCGAUUCUGGGCGGAGACUUCCUCCUCGCCCGCGCGUCGGUUGCGCUGGCGGCGCUCCGGGAGACGCGCGUCGUGGGCAUGCUCAGUCGGGUAAUUGAGGACCUAGUGACCGGAGAGGUCAUGCAGCUCACCGCGCAGCCGGACGACUUGCUCUCCAUAGACUACUACCUGCAGAAAACGCACCGCAAGACCGCCUCGCUCCUCGCGAACGCCUGCCAGGCCGCGGCGCUCCUGGGCCUGCACUCGGUUGACGAGAUCAAGCUGGCGUACGAGUAUGGGCGGCACCUUGGCCUGGCGUUCCAGAUCGUCGACGACAUUCUGGACUUCGAGCAGCAGGAGGCGGACCUGGGCAAACCCAAUCUGGCGGACCUGAAGUCAGGGGUGGCCACGGUGCCGGUGCUGUACGCCCUCGAGGAACACCCGCAGCUGGCGAGCAUGAUUCAGGGCCGCUUCAAGGGCGACGGCGAGGUCGAGCAGGCCGUGCGGCUCAUACAGGACAGCGCAGGGGUGGAGCGCGCGCGCGACCUGGCCCGCCGACACGCCCACGCGGCGUCCGCGCUCAUCACGGAGCUGCCGCCUGCGUCACACGGAUACACCAUGCAGUGCCGCAAGGCGCUGUUCGAGCUGCCCCGCCGCGUGAUCGAGCGCACGAGAUGA